AUUGCAUUCCAAGACAGAAAUAAAAUCCCAAGAAAAUACUAUUACUACUGAAGUAGUAAAAAAUCGUGGUGUUGUUAGAAAAUUAAAGACGAUGUUUGGUGUAAACAAACCAGUUAAGGAAAUAAAGGUGUCUGUGACAAAAGAAAGAUUUUUGGAGGAAUCACUGAAGGCUGGAAAGAAGAAACUACAUCAGAAGAAAAUAGCUCCUGUUAUCAUUUGGGACUUUGGAGGACAAGAUGUAUUCUAUAGUACCCAUCAAACUUUUUUGACAUAUCGAGCAAUUUACUUGUUAGUUUUAGAUGGUUCAAGAAAACUUGACGAUCCGUGUCCGUUCGAACAGUAUCUGCCUGGCAAAAGUGGACGUAAAACAGCGGGAGACUACUUGAAAUUUUGGAUAAAUACCAUAGUCACAUACUGUAAAGGAAGCGGACCAGGGUUUCCUAAGAUCAUCAUUGCAUUAACGCACAAGGAUAAAUUGAAAGCUAAGGAAGUUGAACCAAGACGGCAACAAAUGUUCAAUGAUAUAGAGGAAAUGUUUUCGGGAAGUCCGCUGCUUUCACAUUUAGUAAUUCAAGACAAAAUGUUUGUUAAUGCUAAAGACAAACUUGACCAAGAAAUGUUUAAGAUUAAAAUGAUCAUUACUGAACAAGCCAUGAAGCAACCGACAUGGGCCAAAAACUUCCUAAAUGCUUCAUUCCCCUUGAACUAGAAUUUGAAUCGCUUGUACAUGUCAAUGUUCCUUUGAUAACCAUGGAGCAUAUGAAAACGAUAAACGCCAAUCAGCCUGUUCGUCCUCUGACGGAAGAUGAAUUGAAAGUAUUUCUAAAGUUUCAGCAUUCUGUCGGGCGAAUCUUAUACUUUGAUGAAGCAAAUUUGGAUCAACACAUCAUUCUUGCCCCGACACACCUGAUUGAUGCCUUUAAAUCAAUCGUUACUGAUAGGAGAUUCUGUGAAGGUGACAGCCUGAGAACGGUAUCUUGGGAUUUGAUGAGCAAGAAAGGCGUAAUCGAGAAGAAAUCUAUAGCAAAAAUCUGGAUGAAGAGUAAAUACAAGAAACUUAAAGAACAUGAUGAAUAUUUGCUAGGAGUCAUGACACAUCUUGAUAUACUGGUUGAACCAAAACGGUAUGAUACGUUGCACAAACGUAUACCAGCCGAAUUCUACUACGUUGCCAGCAUGGUUAGAACCAAAAAUACAACUGGUUAUUUUGAGUCGCCAACCUUCGCACAGAGAAACAUCGCUAUAGCGUUUAGUACAUCCUCGUUAAUGAUACCUCCAGUUUUAUCCUUUAGAUUUGUCAGUUAUUGCUUGAGUCUUUUAGCAGUGAAAAGGUACGGAAAGAAGAACGAUGAAAUGUUGUUUCAUCGGUCAGCAGUCUUUACAAUCGACCCAUCUCUAGAUAUGUGCGUUAACUUUGAUGAUAAGAUCAUUGUUGUUCGCCUUGUUCAUUC
Mytilus californianus (California mussel) is the source of this 1451-nucleotide messenger RNA. RefSeq names its product probable serine/threonine-protein kinase roco4. The coding region runs from base 92 to 709 and encodes 205 amino acids. The record is from RefSeq and is a predicted model, not a curated record. NCBI's taxonomy places the organism in Eukaryota, Metazoa, Mollusca, Bivalvia, Mytilida, Mytilidae. The transcript has 3 exons.